This is a messenger RNA of Somion occarium, 768 nucleotides long. The record is from the annotation of a GenBank genome assembly. NCBI's taxonomy places the organism in Eukaryota, Fungi, Basidiomycota, Agaricomycetes, Polyporales, Cerrenaceae.
GUCGGCAAAUGACAGGCAUGGCUGAUCGGCUUCCAAAAGACCAAUGGGUGCCAUACCCGUUGUGAGGGGCCCCAAACCUCGCUGUCCAGGUCCAGCCCAUUCCCGAGUGAAUGCGGUCAACAUGCUACCGAACUAGCGUUGCACUUCCUCCGCCGCAUUCUUCGCUCCCUGAUGCGCGUUUAUGCAUCAAUAAAUACCGGUCUGGGGUGCUUUCUUUUAACGACACAACCCAACUUCCUCCUUCUGACUGUUGCCACUGCAAAUAGAAUCACUAGUGAAGAUGUGCCAAAACGUUAUGGAUGGCCGAUACCACACUGUCUGUGGGCAUUUUUUCGCAAUGUCGACUCGCAAGCAGGAUUGUCUUCGUUCGGACUGUGUGUUCAGUAGCAGACACCCACCCGGUUGUAAGUCCGGGGCUUGCAACCGUUUGAUGAACCCGCCUCAACGCAACCCUAUUCGAAUCAGUGAGACACGCUGCGAGGGUUGUGUCAUGCGAGGGCCUGAGGGCGUCUUAGGCCGUACGCACAUUACUUCCUAAUCAACCACAACGAGAGGUUUCACACGGCGUUGGGAUCUGGUUUGGUGAAUAUGCUAGGAGGCUCUCGAUGACUUCAGCGCCGGCGCCGAAUUAUUAAAGCUUUAAAGGACUCUCCUCUUAACUUAUAUUAUCUAUUCUAUCUACUUCUAUGGUACUACGUAAUCCGAUGUAUGAUAUAUGCCUCCUACUUCGUUACUACGCUAUGCAUUAUCUAUGACUUCAUGUACUAA